Morchella sextelata is the source of this 381-nucleotide messenger RNA. RefSeq lists its product as uncharacterized. Gene Ontology annotation, molecular function: structural constituent of ribosome. Lineage: Eukaryota; Fungi; Ascomycota; Pezizomycetes; Pezizales; Morchellaceae. Gene Ontology annotation, cellular component: mitochondrion. The record is from RefSeq and is a predicted model, not a curated record. The coding region runs from base 1 to 381 and encodes 126 amino acids. The transcript has 6 exons.
AUGGUAGCCAUCACGAUUCGUAUGCAGUACCUCCGGGGUAAACUUGCCACAAUCCGCUGCGGAAAAGGCGCUGCCAUCAUGGCUCCUGGAGUUAAGAGAAUAGCUUUAGAGUUCCCAUUUAAAAAUCAUAACGGCGCUAUGGGACCACGAAAGUUUUGGCAAAAGUACAUGCCAACUUUAAAAUACCACAAUCCGGAUGUCCAAAUGGAUGUCCAUCGGUCUAGUGAUCCAAUGACACCCUCAACGCUCACAAUUGAAUUUGAUGGCGAUCGAAAGGAGGUUCUUAAUUCCCCACAUCUGAAGAAGACGCCGCACUCAUGCGAGACAGCGGAGAAAGAGGCGAAACGAACGGGUGCAGGAAAAUCACCGUUGAUGUCAUAA